GACUCCCCCUUGUUUGGGAUCAGCCACCUCCUGACCCCAAAGGGACAGAUCAGGAGCAGCAGCGGCACCGCCAGCGACUCCGAGGCAGAAGAGGGGGAGGGGGUAAGAGGGUCCCCUGAGAAGUACAUGACCCCGUUGGUCAAAUGACUGUACAACAGAUUCAUCUCUCCAAGAACGGACUCUGCGCAGAGGAGGAGAGUGCCUGUGGGACAAGCGAGCCCCCUGUGCUCAACCGAGCCCAAAAUGAGGCUCAGAUGCUCAUCUGAAGACUCUUCCUCGGACAUUGGGGGGGAGGGAAGCAGUGAGGCAGGGCACAGCAUGCAGCAGGAGGCAGUAUCUAAGACAACAACAGUCGCAGCUGUGAGAGGAAUGGCCACUGAGAAAGAUGGCUUGGAGGAGGAGGAGGAGGAGGAGGAGAUAGGUGGCGGCAGUGGGAGCCUGGUGGCUGAAGAGAGCAAAGAUUGCAGUGAGAAGAGAAAAGGAGGGAGAGGGAGAGGAGGAGCCCCAGGAGAGAGCAGGCGUGGAGAGGGGGAAGACCUCUCGGAGAGCGAGGGGGGUUUGAGAGCUGGCAGCCCCUCCAAAGACAGUGAGAGCCUGGCCCUGGUGCUCUCUGAUUCUAGUCAGGACAAGUCAAGUGGCUCAGAGAAAACAGUUCAGGGGAGGAGGAGGAGCAGCAGGCGCCGAAGGUAUGAGGAGAGCACAGAGGAUUCGGGAAGUGCUGAGAGCUUCUCUGAAAUGAAGAAAUCCCUGUCACCGGACAAAGGGGCAAUAGCCCUUGUAAACAACUUUGUUUCAGGAAAUGUGAAGGGUCCUGUGUUGGAGGGUCCAUCACACGGAGAGGAGAACACAGAGCAAGAAGACAGCAAAGGGCCAGGGGGGAAGAAAAUCAGAAGACAGAGUAUCUUGAAGAAGGGAGAAAGCGUGGGCAAACAGGUAGCCAAGGAGAAGCGCAAGUCUGUCUCCUAUGGCGGGGCAGACAUCUUGGAAGUGAAGGAGGCCACUGAUCUGCUGCACACCCCUUCGAGGGAGAAGGCCGUAAGCCAGAGGCCUGCCCCUGCACUGAGCUCCCCGUCCUUUGGGAUAGCUUCCUCCCAGCCUUCCGCUUCACAACUACGUGGCCACAGACUCUUCAACAUGGACCCCCUGGCACCUUCGCAGGACCUCAUUGUCCCAUCAACACCAGAGGAUCCCAAGAAGUUCCUGCGCAGACCGUACACAGACCUGGUGAUCCGGGGCAGCAGGACACAGCGCACAGCCCUGAAGAGCCAGAAGGGAGGCAGCCUGAGCAGUAUGCCACUGCCCAGGAAUCCAUCUGGCCGACGGGCUUCAGGAUCCUCUCAAGUUAGGCAGGGCAGCCGGGGAGCCACCGCAGCACCCGUGCGCAGGUCGAUGCGGCUGAGUGCAGCCCCCGCCAAAAGGGAGGCGCAUGGCGACGAGGAGGUCUUCAUGGAUUCCGAGGACGAGGAGGAAUUCCUGGGCGGGUCCCGGAUACCACUCCUGCCGCGGCCUCGCAGGUCCACAGAGGAGUUCCAGCACACGGGCGUGCUCAAGCCCAGGGGCAAGCGGGGGCGGCGGCCCAAGGGAGACAGCCUGCCCUCCCUCUACGUGAGCAGCGUCCAUUCCAAAGAGAAGACCAGCCUCUUACCCAUCAUUGCAAAGCUGGGUGGGUUCCGUGUCACUUCAGUGAUUGAUGGAUCGACAACCCACGUGGUGUGCGGAGCAGCACGGCGCACACUGAGUCUGCUGCAGGGUAUUGCAAGGGGUGUGUGGGUCCUCGAUGCAUCAUGGGUAUAUGAGUCACUUGAGCUGGGGCGUUGGGCACCAGAGGAACCUUUCGAGCUCUUCAUGACUUUUCCAGGGGCCAAGAUCUCACGACUGCAAAGGGAGGAGCGAGGCAAGAAGGGGAAUUACACCCAAACCCUCUUCUCUGAUGUGGGCUCCAUCUAUGUUGCAGAGGGAUGCACUCCUCCCUCAGACCAACUUAGGAGCCUCCUUGAGCUGACGGGGGCCAGAGUGGCUUCCCAUCCCCGCUCCGCCAACCUGGCCAUUGGACCCCCUCCUUCCUCGGCCUCAGCCCCAGCAGAUUCCUCCGUCCCCCGCAGCCUGAAAGUCACUCACCUGUCGGAGAAGUGGGUCCUUGACUCAAUCCAGCACCACAAGAUACAGGACUUUGCUGAGUAUGUGCUGGCAGAGGCAAAGGGAGGAAGUGCGGGCAGUUCAGCUUCCCCGGGCUCCGUCUCCUCAGAGGACGGGGGGGGGGAGGGAAGCAGCAGAGGAGAAGUAGGAGAGAAGGCCACUUAAGCUACAGGAGCUCAUUUUUAUUUUUGUGUUUUUGAUGUUACUAUUUUUUUAUGUUUAUUAUUAUACUUAUUGUUACUAUUGUUGGUAAUCAUAGGAGUGUUUAUCUUUUCUUUUUUUUACUGUGUUUUCUUGUUUGUUGUUCUAUUCUUGGCCAUUUCAUUCUUCCUUCCAGAUAUGCUUUUAGUUGUCAAAAUUUAGAUUAAAUGUUUUUAAAAUUCUAGCACUCAUCUGCUUGUUAUAUCCUAGGAUAGAAUGGACAUUGCUCAAUCUUUAACCUUUCAAGGACAUUGACACCUAUUUAACAUAAUAGCAAUAAACUGGAAUUUACCCCAGGUAUCCAGGGCAACCUCCUGCUGUAACCCGCUGGCAUCGGGUACAUGUACUGGUCACUGUAUUUUUGUUUGUAGAUUUUGUGAGUUCUGUGCCUUGCCCUAGGAAAAAGUUACCCUGACAUCAGAACCCUUUACCCAUGCCAGGAAUGUGUAUGUGCAUGUGUUGCCCACCGUGCUUUUAUUUUAUUUGUACUGACUACACAUAGAUGGCGCCAGCAGUGCUUAGGCAUUAGACUAACUUGAUCUCACCUGUUUAAUCAGUAAACAGGUGAGUAAAUUAAAGUUGCAGUAAGUUAAAUUGCAGUGGGCUGUGCAUGUGCUCGUCAUGAGUUAACUGUCAGUAUAUACCAUAUUACAGUAUUAUGUAUCAGUUUAUUGUAAAAAGAAAAUGAAAAGAAAAAUUUAGGAAAAUUUAGUAUU
This is a messenger RNA of Penaeus indicus, 3053 nucleotides long. RefSeq lists its product as uncharacterized. The record is from RefSeq and is a predicted model, not a curated record. Gene Ontology annotation, biological process: mitotic cell cycle. Lineage: Eukaryota; Metazoa; Arthropoda; Malacostraca; Decapoda; Penaeidae. The transcript is spliced from 5 exons. The coding region runs from base 244 to 2301 and encodes 685 amino acids.